This is a messenger RNA of Lutzomyia longipalpis, 1643 nucleotides long. RefSeq names its product follicle cell protein 3C-1 (gene Fcp3C). The record is from RefSeq and is a predicted model, not a curated record. The coding region runs from base 926 to 1486 and encodes 186 amino acids. Lineage: Eukaryota; Metazoa; Arthropoda; Insecta; Diptera; Psychodidae. The transcript is spliced from 3 exons.
UCGCCGGAGUCUGCGCAAAAGUGACACAACCAGGCGGAAUUUUUUUUCAUCCACCACCAAACCCGGUGCGAUUCACGAGAGUGCCAAGAAAUUACAACAAUUUCUCCCAAGGAACUACCUCUCAAUCCAUCCUCAACGUGUUCAGGUGCGCAUUUACAAUGAUGAUGAGCAGAGUACAACACAUCCUCAGGGCUUUGGAGUCUUCCAGGAGCUUCACAACGGUGGCGGCUCCCGUGAAGAAGGGUGACAUUCUGGAGGUCACGCGGCGCAUUUCCCAGGGGGACGUUGAUCGGUUCACUCGUGUCAUCGGAGACAAGAACCCCAUUCAUUCGAGUGAGCAUCCACUGGAGAAUCGUCUCAUUCCCGGAUCCCUUCUCAAUGGCAUCGUUUCCGGCUUGGUGGGAACUCAACUUCCCGGACCUGGGAGUAUUCUCGUGUCGCAGAAGCUGUCCUUCCCGCACAAGUGUGUCGUGGAUAAGGACAUCAACAUCCGCAUCGAGGUGGCGGAUUUGCGGAAGAUCAUCACAGUGACUUAUGAAUGUUUCCAAGAUAAGAAGAUUGUCUUCAAGGGGGAAGCCAAUCUUAUGUAUAAGGAAGUCUAAACUUCCGGAAGUUGAUUUUGGCAUAGAUUCAUGUAUUUCCAUUAACCCACUUUCGGCGCAAAAUUACUUAAUAUUUGUUUUGUAGAGUGCUUUAUUUUGGGGGGAGCGCAUUUUUGCAAUCUUGCAAUAUUCUUCAUGUUUUGUUGCAUUUAAUGUUGUUCCUUCCGUUUCUUAUUGAUUGUCCACAACAUUUUCUUUCCCACUCAAGUAGAAAAAUUUAAUUUUUCAAAGGAGGGAUUUGCAUUCAUUAUAAAAGUACCUCCUCAUUCUUGAAGAAAAGUUAGUUUGAGAGUAGAAAGAAAGCAUAGAGAAGCAUUUAAAAUAUGAAGGUAUCCCAGGUGAUUAGUAGUGUGUGCUUGUUUGUGGUCCUCCUGGACACAUCGGUGGGGAUGACAACGGGGAUUGGACCGAAAAAUCUAACAAGUCUCCUCGGUGGGAGGAAUCUCAUCGGGCACACAGCCUUCAAGACAUCCCUCCAGGAAUUGCAGCAGCAACUGAAUGUGGAGGAAAUUGAGGAGCAUCCCUGUAGCUGUGCUGUCUUCCUCUCGGGGCAAUUCGUAAAAGGCUCCAAGGAACCCCCACGAGGAUCACCAGCACUCAUCCAUGAACAGGGUGAUACCUUCCAGUGUACAGUCCUUGGGUUGAAGCACUGCACAAAUUGGUGCUUGGAAUCGCUGGUCAAACAUCUCCCGAAUUCAGGACCCCUCCUCUGUGCAGCCAUUGAUAGGGAUUGCCACAAGGAGCGUGCCUACCUGUUCGUGGAAGACUGCAACGGCGAAUGGGUAAAUACAAACUUCUCAGCAGGACGAGAGUAUUGCUGCAAGGAUGGUGUGCCAUACAAGUGUCCCCUCCUGCCCUCAAUCUCCGCCGGAAAGUCCCACUAAUGCGUCUCCCCUUCGUCAACUUCUUAGUUUGUUUUAGGCUUUUUUUUUACAUACAUUGUACUCCUAUCUAUCUAUAUAUUUUAUACUAUUUGUGUAGCACCUGCCAUGUGAUUAUUUGAGAAGAAAACUUGAAAAAUAAAAUAGUUAUUUGUGUUAA